Messenger RNA from Salpingoeca rosetta, 2675 nucleotides. RefSeq lists its product as uncharacterized. The record is from RefSeq and is a predicted model, not a curated record. The transcript has 5 exons. Bases 323 to 1918 code for a protein of 531 amino acids. NCBI's taxonomy places the organism in Eukaryota, Choanoflagellata, Craspedida, Salpingoecidae.
UUUUUUUCGCCUGGUCUUCCUCCAACUCUCUUCCGUGCGCUUUUUCGCCAGCCGUCUUCGCUUCGCUUUCGCUUUGCGCUUGCUUGCUUCUUGUUGCUUCUUGUUGCCUCCGUUUCUUCGCCGCCACCCAUUCUCCCUCGGCCGUUGUUCAUAUUUUUCUUGUUGGAUAGCAUCAACGAGAACAGCCGCGCAAAAAGGCAAAACAGCGCCACCAACCACAGCUCCCCACGUCUGUCACCCAAAUCAAGACAUCACUGCUCACCCUCCUGCACCCCGCCAUCGCCAACACUCCAAAACACUCCAAUCAGCCAAGCAACCAACCAUGUCUCGCAACCCUCAACGCACCUUGAACGCCUUCGUCUACAUUGACGAGACCACCGGCAACGAUGAGAACAGCGGCGAUCACCCCUCCGUCGCAGUUCGCACGAUGGAACGCGCUCGCCAGAUUGCUGGCGCCAGCGGCAAGUGCCGGGGCAUCAAGAAGCUCAACGACAGCGCUUACCAGCAGCAGCUGCUCGCCCACACGGACAUGCCCCUUCCCUGUGGUGACACGGAGUGUCGCCCCUGUCUCCGUGCUGCAAGCAUUGCCAAGUGCUUCUCGUGCGGCAAGCGCACGUGGCAGCAAGCCAUGAAGGCCGGCCUCUGCCGCGACUGCACCAAGAACAACCCAUCGGCUGCUUCCCACAGCCGCAUGGCUGGUGGAAGCCAUGCCCAAGCCCGCUACAACGCCAACCGCCGCAUCCGCCGUCUCCUCAGCGACAUUCGUCGCGAGUGCGAGGUGAACGACUACCAGGCCUUUAUUGGCUUGCGCCUCGGCAACCAGGUGCACACCUUUGCCUUCAACUGCUGCGUCCCCACGGCCCAUGGCCAGGCCAUCGCCUUCCACUGCGAGGACGGCACCGUGCUCCCCCAAGACCUCGAUGUGACGAACGACAAGAGCAUCACGGACUCGAUUGAGAAGACGGGCACGAAGGAGGCUGUGACGUGGCACCGCGUGCGCCAGUCGCUGGUGCAGUGGCACAAGAGCUUCAAGACGGACCGUCAGAUCAAGGACCGCAUCAACAAGGCCAAGAAGAACCUCAAGCUGUGCCAGAAGUGCAUCUUCACCGUCCCCAACGAGCCCCUUGAGCCGCACGCGUCCCUCUCUGAGCCGCUCGCCUCGCAGGUUGGCACGCACGACCAGCCCAUCAGCGCCGCCACCACGGACGGCUCCCACGGCCCGCCGGAGCAGCAGUACGUCGGUGUUGUUGUUGACGACCAGGACCGCGCCCAGCACCCGCACGCCCACCCACACCCGCACCCGCACCAGCACCCGCACCACCCCGUGCCCGUGUCCAUGCCGCAGCACCUUCCUGCGAUGAAGGCCAUGGGCCACCCAAUGCCGGACGAGAACCCGGCCAAGGCCGCCAAGAUGAUGAACAUGGUCACCAUGCCCAACCUGCACCAGGGCAUCCCGCAGCCCAUCCACAUGCAGCAGAUGCCCGGCAUGCACCACAUGCCGCCCAUGUCCAUGGCCCACCUCCAGCACCCGCAGCCGCACCAGCAGGGCCACCACCCGCAGCACCCGCAGCACCCGCCGCCACAGCACCCACAGCAGGGGCAGGGCCAGCCGCAGCAGGGCCAGCAGCAGGGCCAGCAAGGGCAGCAGGGCCAGUUCCAGGGGCACCCGCACAUGCAGAUGCCGCACCACCACCAGCAGCACCCACAGCACCAGCAGAUGCAGCAGCAGCACCAGCAGCAAAUGCACCAGCAACAGAUGCAGCAGCACCAGCAGCACCAGUACGCCAUGGUCCACAACCCGCCCGUCAGCAGCGCACACCAGCAGAUGCAGCAGCCGCAGCAACAGCAGCCACAACAGCAACCUCAGCAGCAACAAGAGCAACAGCAGCAGCAGCCGCAGCCACAACAGCAGCAGUAACAUGGCUGUUCCACACUGGAAGGCACCGCCUCUCCCCAUACCCGUGUAUGGGCAAUUCUUCUCAAGUUGUGCGCUUUUCGCACGCCCGGUGCCGUGUUGUGGUUGAUGUGAUGUGAUGUGAUGUGACAUGACGCAACUCGAUUGUGUUGAUUGUGUCGGUUGUGUAACCGCAUCCCUUUGUGUUGUGUUGUGUGUGCGUGCGUGCGUGCGUGCGUGCGCACGCGUUCCCCUCUCUUGUGUCAGUGUUGUGUGUCCGUGAAUUCAAUUUUUGCGUCAUAGCCCAUCUUUGUUUCUCUUGUCGGUAUCGAAGCCCUGCUUGUGAAAGCAGCGUCUGUUUGCUGUGAUUUUUGUAAUGUAACGCCGUUUUCAAUGGUCCCAUUGCUACUGCCCCUUGUGUUUUCCUCGCAGCCGUCCUUGUGUCUCUGCACAUGUGCGCGACAAGGGAGGCAAUCAUUCAUGCCCGCUCUUUUGUUUCAUUUUUCUUUCUUCCUUCUUCUUUCUUCCCCCCCCCCCCCUCCGCUGAUUUGCGCAAGUACGCGCGAGUUCUUUGCCUGGCUGGUCGUGCACCCCGGGUCUGUUUUACUCUUUUGGCGUGUGCUACUGUUUCCUUUCCAACGGUGUGUUGUUGGGUUUGUGUUUUUGCUUGAUUGCUUCUUAUUGACGCUGCAAAGUGACUUGUUUCUUUCUUGCCCCUUUAUGUUUGUUUCGCUUUGUUUGUUCGUUUGCGGUUUCAAUAAACCCUUCAGUUGUUUCAAGA